Molecule: messenger RNA, 1914 nt
Organism: Rhodamnia argentea
Lineage: Eukaryota; Viridiplantae; Streptophyta; Magnoliopsida; Myrtales; Myrtaceae
Product: protein PLASTID TRANSCRIPTIONALLY ACTIVE 16, chloroplastic
Exons: 5
Coding region: 148-1719 (523 amino acids)
Source: RefSeq, a predicted model, not a curated record
AAAACCUUUGGUAUCAUUUCGAGCGACCUCAUCCAUCGGCCAUAUGACCAGACAAUAUCUGAAUGCGUCCACGCAGCGAAGCCAUGGACAUUGAGAAGCCCUUCUCUUGAUUCACCAAGGAAAAAAGGAAAGAGGGUCGGUCUCGCCAUGGCUCCCACUCUUACCUCCAACUCAUUCCUCCUCACAACUCCACCGCGCUCUAAGCUCGGCCCCCUCAAGAACUCCAGGCUCACCACGCUCGCCAAGAAGUCCGGUCCCAGUCCAUUCCCUCCGUUUCGUCUCGGCAAUGCCUCGGCGGUGGCGGAGGAAGGACCGAUGUCCGGGGAGAACGGGGAAAAUGGCCCAGCCAAUUUCAAUCCAUUCCGGCUCAACUUAGGAAAGAUCACCGACAUGAAGUCCAUGGUGCCUGUCAUGAGCGACAAGUCUUCGGGGUUGUCGUUCGCUAGGAGGAAGGACCCGGGGACGGUGUUUGUCGCGGGGGCAACGGGCCAAGCCGGUGUACGCAUUGCACAGCAGUUGCUGAGGGGAGGUUUCAGCGUCAGGGCAGGUGUGCCGGAUCUUGGCGCAGCCCAGGAGUUGGCUCGCCUGGCCGCUCAAUACAAGAUAAUAUCGAAUGAAGAAUCGAAACGCCUGAACGCCGUUGAAUCCACUUUCCAAGGCACGGAAUCGAUUGCGAAAGCCAUUGGAAACGCUAGCAAAGUGGUGGUCACCAUCGGACCAGCCGAGUACGGCCCCACCACGGAAGUCACCACCUCGGACGCCUUGCAGGUGAUCCAAGCUGCCAAGUUAGCGGGAGUUGGCCACGUGGCGAUCGUCUACGACGCGAACGCGGCCUCCACAUACAACGUGCUGGAUGGCAUCUCCUCAUUCUUCAACAACCUCUUCUCCCGGUCGCAGCCGUUGACGAUGCCCGAGUUCUUGCAGAAGCUAGCGGAAGUCGACGUGAGCUACACGCUCAUCAAGACAAGUUUGACGGAGGAUUACACACCCGAGAGUUCCUAUAGCAUUGUGGUGGCGGCCGAGGGAAGGGGUGGCGCGAACGACUACAAAGUUGCAAGGUCUCAGAUAGCAUCACUUGUCGCCGGCGUUUUCUCCAACACAGCUGUGGCAGAGAACAAGGUGGUGGAAGUUUCUACGGACCCAUCCGCUCCUUCGCGGCCUAUAGAUGAGCUUUUCAGUGCCAUCCCUGAGGACGGAAGAAGAAACGAGUACAAAGAGGCGCUUGCGAAAGCGAAAGCCGAGGAGGAGGCACGAACAGCUGCCGAGAAAGCCCAGGAAGCGGCUGAGGUUGCAAAGAAGCUCGAGGAAGAAGUGAAGAAGCUCUCGAAGCAAGAGGCCAAGGCCACGAGUCUCGCGGAAGAAGCCAAAGAGAAGGCAGAGGCUGCUGGGAUUUCGAUGGAGGGCCUAUUCAGCAAAGCCCAGGACUUCCGAGCGGGUCUAAACUUAGACAAGCUUGGCUCUGAGCUUGUGAACUCCGCGCGGAGUUCGGUGGAGAAGCCGAAAAUGCAGAUCGCUACGGUGAGAGGGCAGGCCAAGGCUCAGAGCUUAACUCCGCAGAAGGCGCUGAUCAAGCAGCCUCGCCCAACCCUGUUUAGUCCAAAAGUGGCAAAGGAGGAGCCGAAGCCAAAGCCGAAACAGCAGGCCGAGCCGAAGAAGGAAGUGAGGAAGGUGUUUGGUGGGCUGUUUCAGCAAGAGACCAUCUACAUCGACGACGACUGAGAAAAAGAAGAUCACCCUUGUUGGUUUUGCAUAUUAGUAUGUCACUGGCUAGCAUUUGUUUGUCGCGGUUGAAUUUGAAUGCGUAACCAAGAGAUUCAUGAGUUGCAGAAAGCGAAGUUGUAUUUUGUUUAAUGCUUCGGCGCAAUAUUUUUCUCAUGCUCAUGGAAGUGAAAUAACGUCAGCGCAAUAGCCGGU